CAAAGGGAACUCGCUUAUUUCCGGUAUUGGAGGACAACAUGGCGGCCCUGUGUAAACUGAGGUUCGGGUGCCGGUCCGCGUUCCGCUUUUCUUCAAGCGUUUCCGUCCGGACCUCCUUCAGCUCAGACAGUGAGGACGGAACCAGAGCCGGGUCCGGCUUCGCGGCAGCCUUUCAGCGGCAGACGGAGCUCCAGCGGGAGGCGGAGAACUCCGCGCCCGGUCAGAGCGGCUCCAUCUCCGGCCAGGAGCAGACCUUCGCCUCGCUCUUCCAGGCGGUUCCGGUCAGAGACAAGGUUGUGGUUGGGAACAUCUUCCAUGUGGUCCGGGAUGACCUGUACAUCGACUUCGGAGGGAAGUUUCACUGCGUCUGCCGGAGACCCGCGGCCGGAGGAGAGAGGCUGCAGCGGGGCUCCAGGGUCCGGCUGAAGGUCCUGGACCCGGAGCUCACCGCCCGGUUCCUCGGAGCCAAGACCGACACCACCCUGCUGGAGGCCCAGGCGGUGCUGCUGGGUCCGCUGGAGGAACGGGAGGCCCAGGGACGGGUGCAGAAGCAGGACUAGAACCGGGACCAAGAACAGAUCUGGUUCUGGACCGUUGAGUGAAUCUUUUCAGUCAAGUUUGUGUGAAAUGAUCAGAAUAAAUAUUUAUAAAGUA
Molecule: messenger RNA, 654 nt
Organism: Poecilia reticulata (guppy)
Lineage: Eukaryota; Metazoa; Chordata; Actinopteri; Cyprinodontiformes; Poeciliidae
Gene: mrps28
Product: mitochondrial ribosomal protein S28
Cellular component (GO): mitochondrial small ribosomal subunit
Source: RefSeq, a predicted model, not a curated record